This is a messenger RNA of Corvus hawaiiensis (hawaiian crow), 1867 nucleotides long. RefSeq names its product plasminogen activator, urokinase (gene PLAU). The record is from RefSeq and is a predicted model, not a curated record. The transcript is spliced from 11 exons. Gene Ontology annotation, molecular function: serine-type endopeptidase activity. NCBI's taxonomy places the organism in Eukaryota, Metazoa, Chordata, Aves, Passeriformes, Corvidae. Gene Ontology annotation, biological process: regulation of cell adhesion mediated by integrin; plasminogen activation. The coding region runs from base 95 to 1393 and encodes 432 amino acids.
AGCCGCCGCAGCGCCGGGACCGGGCAGCGCCGCGCCGCCGCCGAAUAAAAUAAUACAGAUAGAAGAAGAGCAAAGGGAGAAGUUAACUGACAACAUGAAGUUACUCAUCUUCCUCACCAUAACAUUGGGCACGCUUGUCACAGGACUAGAGUCUAUUUAUAGCUGGAAGUACUACAAGCUAUAUAAACGCAGAUCAGAACACAAGGAAUGCCCUUGUUUGAAUGGAGGAACAUGCAUUACCUAUUACCUCUUCAGUGGAAUAGGUCGUUGCAUAUGUCCAGAUGGAUACACUGGGAUUCACUGUGAACUAGACACUGACAGCAUGUGCUAUACUGAAAAUGGGGAGGACUACAGAGGGAUGGCAACAGAAGACAAAUGUCUGCCUUGGAACUCUCCCUCACUAAUCACUAGGGGUCGUUACCAUGCUUAUUCAGAGAAUGCUUUGCAGCUUGGGCUGGGCAAACACAGCUACUGCAGAAACCCAAAUGGAAGGAACAGGCCCUGGUGUUACACCAGAAGGGGAUCUGCCAUUCAAGAAACCCCUUGCAACAUAAAGAAAUGUGGGCCUAUGUGUGGUCAAAGGAGCAUCAGCAAGAACUUCAAGAUUGUUGGUGGAAGGCAGGCAGAGGUUGAGUCUCAGCCUUGGAUAGCUGGCAUCUUCCAGAACAUAAGGGGCAUGGACCACUUCCUGUGUGGUGGCAGCCUCAUCGACCCUUGCUGGGUGCUCACAGCAGCGCACUGUUUCCAUACUCCGUCAAGAAGACCAAUAAACAAAUCUGUCUACAAAGUGUUUCUUGGAAAGUCUAUAUUGAAUGUUACUGAUGAUAAGGAACAAGUAUUCAUGGUUGAUGAGAUCAUCUCUCACCCUGACUUUACAGAUGACACAGGUGGCAAUGAGAAUGAUAUUGCUUUGAUAAGGAUAAGGACGACUUCUGGACAGUGUGCAGUAGAAUCCAAGUAUGUCAGAACAGUUUGCUUGCCAGAGAGAAACCUUUACUUAAAAGACAAUACCCAUUGUGAAAUAGCUGGCUACGGAAAGCAAGAUUUUUAUGACAUCUUUUAUGCCCAAAGACUGAUGUCAGCCACUGUGAACUUAAUAUCACAAAGAAAAUGCAAAUAUGAAUACUAUGACAGUAUUAGAGUUACUGACAACAUGGUCUGUGCUGGGGAUCCCACAUGGCAGAUUGAUGCCUGCAAGGGAGAUUCUGGUGGCCCCAUGGUCUGUGAGCACAAUGGCAGGAUGAUAGUUUAUGGGAUUGUCAGCUGGGGAGAUGGCUGUGCAAAGGAAAACAAGCCUGGUGUUUACACCAGAGUUACUCAAUACCUUAACUGGAUUGACUCCAACAUGAAUGGGGUACUUGCCAAGAGUCGUUUUCUUCCUGAACCGAAGUGACCUUUUUUCUACAGCUGGACUGAAGUGAACAAGAUUCAGCCUAUAACUGACACCAGGACAGUGAAGACCUGAAUGUCAUAAGAGGCUUUCAUUUUAAAUGCUUGUGUGGUCAGUCACUCACAUCAGUGUUCCUGAGGCAUGAGGCAGAGAGAUGGUUGAUAUAUGAUCUUACUACUCUGAAUUACCUGGAAACCACUCAAUGGGAAGCUAAAAUAUUUAACAUUUAAAUGAGUAUUCCCAUGCAUGAUACUAUGCAUAGCAAGUUAUCUGUCUACUUUGUUUAUGAACCAGCAUUUGUUCUGGAAAUACUGAUACAGUUUCAACUUACUUAACUCAAGUAUUCAUUUUAUACAUGACCUGAGUCUAAAAUCUCCCCUCAUUGUACUGAAUAAUACUAAGACUCAAGUCCCACAAACCUAACCUGUUAAGACCAGUACUGAGAGAGUGAUCAGACUUAGCAUCUAAGUGGAAAAA